CCGCUAAUUCUUGUUUUUCUUUUUUUUUUUUUAGGAGACAACAGUUCCGGUGACUUGGGUGACAAGAUCAGCGAAAUAGGUGACAAACUCGACACCAUUCUUCACCGUGACAGUGAUGACGCCAAGACAAGGUCCAUUACUACCCCACCUACUGAGAGCACGACUGAAGGUGAUGGAAUCGAACCAUCCAAACCAACCAUAUCCACGGAGGGUAUGAAGCCUACGAUCACAACAACUUCGCCUGUGUCACCCAGUGCUCCUACAGAGUCAGCCAAGCCUAAGCAGCAGAUGUCUUCUAAUCAUCUGUCGGUCCCUAAUGAACCAAAGGAAAAUGAAAACUCUGAUGAUAUCUUUAUGGAACUAAAUGAAAAUGUUUACUUGCAAAUCCAAUACAUCAAGAUGAUUGAAGAGCAUAAGCCCAAGAAAAGAAGAGCCAUUUUUAUCGUCCCAGACCCUGAUUUAUCUGAUGAAAUUGGUGAAGAAUCUUCAGCUACUUGGGUUGAGUUGCUUGGUGAUGUGUUUUACGUAGGAUGGCUUAGUAACUUUACUCAUGCAGCAGAGAUCACCGAUUCACAUGGUAUUGGAAAAUACUUUGCUUGGUUUGUCGUCAUGUGGUGGACUUGGUGUUCUAGUGCUCUAUACUCUUCUCGAUAUGAUAGUGGUGAUGUGACACAUCACGUCUAUAAAAUCAUUGAACUUUGUGGUUUAGUUAUCAUGGCGGGUGCUAGUCCAAAUUACCAAGAGAAUCCUAGAUGGUUCAUUAUUGGCUACAUCAGUAAGAUUCUUGAUUUGAUAGAACACAGAAUCACUCAUGAUAAUUUUUCUAGUCAUGAAAGCAGUCAACCUUGUACAAUAUUCAAUUAUCUUUAUCGUAUCACUCGGAGCACAUUUCAAGUCAUCCCGUCGACCCUUGGGCGCCUAUGUCGCAGCCAGUGCAAUUUCGAUCGUUCUGUGGGGUAUCUCCCUCUUGUACUUACCUCCUGGGGGUGGUUCUGAGGAUACCAAUGCUGUGAAACGUUAUGUCCUUUGGUAUAUCAGUAUUGGUUUAGAGCUUAUUGUAUACAUGGUUUUACAGACCAAUAGCCGCGUAUCAUUAGCAGCAAGUCAUUUGGGAGAACGAUUUGGUCUGUUCACAUUAAUCAUUUUAGGUGAAAACUGUAUGGGCUUCAUCUCUACUGUG
Molecule: messenger RNA, 1180 nt
Organism: Rhizopus microsporus ATCC 52813
Lineage: Eukaryota; Fungi; Mucoromycota; Mucoromycetes; Mucorales; Rhizopodaceae
Exons: 5
Coding region: 214-996 (260 amino acids)
Source: RefSeq, a predicted model, not a curated record